AUGGAGAAUGAGAUUUUCACUCCCCUUCUGGAGCAGUUUAUGACUAGCCCGUUGGUCACUUGGGUUAAAACGUUUGGUCCUCUGGCUGCAGGAAAUGCGACCAACCUGGAUGAAUAUUUGGUUUUGGUGGAUGGAGUAUUCUUGAACCAGGUUAUGCACCAAAUUAAUCCUAAAUCGGAGAGUCAGAGAGUAAAUAAAAAAGUCAACAACGCUGCUUCACUUAGAAUUCGCAAUCUGUCCAUUUUGGUGAAACAGAUAAAAUUUUCUUACCAGAAAACAUUGCAGCAGUUGAUUUUGAUGUCAUUGCCAAAUGUCUUAAUCAUUGGCAAAAAUCCCUUUUCUGAACAAGGCACCGAAGAAAUUAAAAAGUUGCUGUUACUUUUACUGGGUUGUGCAGUACAGUGUCAGAAAAAGGAAGAAUUUAUUGAAAGAAUUCAAGGUUUAGAUUUGGAUACAAAAGCAUCAGUUGCUGCACAUAUUCAAGAGAUAACCCAUAAUCAGGAAAAUGUGUUUGAUCUGCAAUGGAUGGAGGUGACAGAUGUCUCAGGAAGAUAUAGAGCCACUCUUGAAAAAUAUGGCAUUGCAUCUAAAAAGACUGAUAGAUGAGAGAGAUAAACAUUCAGAGAACUUUAAAGAGAAGAAGAUAUAUGAAUAAACAAAGAAAACUUUUAAAGCAGCACUUAAUUUCUUUUUUUUAAAAUAAGGCUGUUGAGACCAAAGGAAGGCAAAGAUCAAUCAAAAAGCAUCCCUGCUAUGUAUUUCAUUUCUAUUCUGGUUUUAGUUUCCUUACUAUUUGUUCCAUUGUUCUAGAGCCUGUCUAAUUGUAUUACACGUGUUUAUAGGUAUUGUAUAAUGUGUACCAGUUUCUGAGGAGUUAGAAGU
This is a messenger RNA of Jaculus jaculus (lesser Egyptian jerboa), 882 nucleotides long. Its product is annotated as girdin-like. Gene Ontology annotation, molecular function: dynein light intermediate chain binding; microtubule binding. The transcript has a single exon. Gene Ontology annotation, cellular component: cytoplasm; centrosome. Lineage: Eukaryota; Metazoa; Chordata; Mammalia; Rodentia; Dipodidae. The coding region runs from base 1 to 606 and encodes 201 amino acids. Gene Ontology annotation, biological process: cytoskeleton-dependent intracellular transport; cytoplasmic microtubule organization. The record is from RefSeq and is a predicted model, not a curated record.